AAAUCGAGGCUGUAUUUAUAAGCGAUUACCGAUCAAUUUUCCGACUUGAAGUGGUCGAAAAACUUAUAUAUACAUUGGGAGCAAACCCUCAUUUCUCAACUCUCUCUUCCCCACCUCUCACUUUUUCUCUACUAUUUCCUUGCCGAUUCACCUCUUUCGACAGCCAAAGAAAGCCGUCCAGCCGCGCCACCGUUCACGGCGGCACCACCGCUCAGUUGAGAUGGCAUCUCAGGAAAACGAUCGUCCACAAAGUGCUAAUGUAGUGAAACGUAAAUCUAAGGGAAAGAAAAAAGUUUCUGAGACUACGGGUUACACUACCUCUCCACUUGCAGGUACACAGAGUCAAAAUAUUGGAGAGGUUGGAACGCUGGAUGCUUCGCGGAGGCUGAUUAUCACUCCUGCUGAGACUAUUGGGUUUUUGCCCUCCACCCAAUCUCUAACUGCGAUUAUGGAUUCCAUUAAAUCAUUUUAUCGUGACACUUGGACUUCCUGGGGAGAGAUACCUGUGUAUGACAGAGAACAAAUGUGGAAUCACUUUAAGACUAAUUGCGCAUGGCAUCCCCAACAUGAUUAUGUAACAUUUUAUAAUUAUGGGAGAAUCGCUGCUUUUAUGCUUAAUGAUUGCUUGCGGUGUGCUCGGGAAAUGAGUCAGAAGCCCGAUUGGAUGCUAGAAGGUAUAUGGGCUAGACUUAAUGAAAAGUGGACCACUGAGAAAUUUCAAAAGACGAGCAUCCAACAUGUUGUGAAAAAGAAGAAGGAUGGUCGUAGUACUUUGGUCGAGCCAUAUGUUGAGACAAAUGUUGGGUUAAAUGAAUGGCGUCAAAGUCAACCUACUUCUGAGGAUGAUAGCUCAAACCAAUCGCCAGACGAUGAUGAAGCUUCAAUAUUGUCGAAGAAGAUUGGUGGAGUAAAGAAAAGUAAAGUAAGCGGCCUUGGAUCAGAGCAUUGCGUAGGCUGUAUCACGUAUGGAUAUACUGCUGCUUCUUUAAGUUCUCCGUUGAAACAGAAUGAGGAAGAGAUAGAUUCAUUGCAGAUACAAGUACAAGAGUUGUUGAAAAAACAAAAAGCAGACCGUUUAAGACUUGCUGGAUUGGAGAAUCUAGUUCGUCAUCUCUUAGACGAAUGCUGAUAUGACGAGUCUGACGAUGAGUCCUGAUGGGGAGAAUUAGUUUGUUGUGCUUGUGAUGUUAAAACAUUUACUUGUUUGAUUUCGUUGGGAUACUACCUCAAUGGUGUCUGAAUGUCUAGACUUGCUUUUAGAUGUCACUUGAAUUGUGUUUGGAUGUUUUGGACUUGCUUUUGGAUGCUAUACCUGAAUGCUGUUUGGAUGUUUCAGUUAUAAGCGUUUAUGUUUAAUGCUUUGA
This is a messenger RNA of Solanum stenotomum, 1364 nucleotides long. RefSeq lists its product as uncharacterized. The coding region runs from base 221 to 1129 and encodes 302 amino acids. NCBI's taxonomy places the organism in Eukaryota, Viridiplantae, Streptophyta, Magnoliopsida, Solanales, Solanaceae. The record is from RefSeq and is a predicted model, not a curated record. The transcript has 6 exons.